AGAAGCAGCUCUGCCUCUGUCAGUGUGUGAGGAUUCACUGAUCCGGACUGAGCGGAGGACUCGGGGGACUCGGAGGACUAACUGAGUCCAGGUUCACUGAAUCAGUGCUGCAGCCUGUGGAGCCUCUUCAUCCUCUGCACCAUCAUCAUCAUCACCACCAGCAGCAGCUGCAGCGUGUGAAGCUGCAGACACAGCAGGUCUGUCUGAGUGGAGGGAUGGCGCUCUCCUUCCUCCUCCUCCUCCUCUUCACCGUGCUGCUCUCCCUCAGCGUGUCAGCGUAUAAUACAUCAGCUGGUUGUGUGAUCAUCCGUCCUCCCAGAGAUGGAGGGAUCCGGUACAGAGGACUGACACAGGAGCAGAUCCGCAGGGUUCAGGUGCUCCCUGUAGAUUAUGAGAUCGAGUACAUCUGCAGAGGAAACAGGAUGAUCGUCGGGCCAAAGGUCAGGAAGUGUUUGCCCAACGGCACGUGGACCGACCUGAGCUUGCGCAGCAGAUGCUUGUUGUUAUGUCCUCGUGUGGGGACGUCUUUGGAGAACGGUCGGGUGUCUUCAUGGCCCCCGGGACCCCCCGUGGAGGAGACGGUGCUGCACUACAGCUGUCUGCCUGGUUUCAUCCUGAUGGGAAGAAACUCGUCUCAGUGCAACAAGAUGGGGAAGUGGGACACUCCCAAACCUGUGUGUCGCUAUGAUCGACACUACAAAGGUAAGAAGAAGCUCUACAUCGGAGCUCUGUUCCCCAUGAGCGGGGGCUGGCCGGGGGGACAGGCCUGCCUCCCCGCCGCUCAGAUGGCUCUGGACCUGGUGAACAAGAGGAAGGACAUCCUGCCGGACUACGAGCUGGAGCUGAUCCACUACGACAGCAUGUGCGACCCGGGCGAGGCCACCAAGCUGCUGUAUGACCUCCUGUACACGGAGCCCAUCAAGAUGGUGUUGAUGCCGGGCUGCAGCUCCGUGUCCACGCUGGUCGCUGAAGCCGCUCGCAUGUGGAACCUCAUAGUGCUGUCGUACGGCUCCAGCUCUCCGGCUCUGUCAAACCGUCAGCGUUUCCCGACCUUCUUCAGAACUCACCCGUCCGCCACGCUGCACAACCCGACACGAGUCCAACUCUUCCAGAAGUGGAAAUGGACAAAGAUCGCCACGAUUCAGCAGACCACGGAAGUCUUUACCUCGACUCUGGACGAUCUGGAGGAGCGGGUGAAGGAGGCUGGGAUCGAGAUCAGCGUCCGUCAGAGUUUCCUCACAGACCCCGCUGUGGCUGUUAAAAACCUCAAGCGCCAAGACGCCAGAAUCAUCGUGGGUCUGUUCUACGAGACCGAGGCCCGCAAGGUGUUCUGUGAGGUGUACAAGGAUAAGCUCUACGGGAAGAAGUUUGUGUGGUUUCUGAUUGGCUGGUACGCUGAUAACUGGUUUAAGAUCAAAGACCCGUCCAUUAACUGCACGGUGGAGCAGAUGACGGAGGCGGUGGAGGGUCAUGUUACCACCGAGAUUGUCAUGCUCAACCCCGAGACGGUGCGAGGAGCCUCCAACUUGACCUCUCAGGAGUUUCUGGCCCGGCUGAUGUCUAAACUGGGGGGUAAGAACCCAGAGGAGACGGGGGGUUUCCAGGAGGCCCCUCUGGCCUAUGACGCUGUGUGGGCUCUGGCUCUGGCCCUCAACAAGACGGUGGGACCCUUGAGGGCCAAGGGCCACCGGCUGGAAGAUUUCAACUACAACAACCGAGGAAUCACAGCCGAGAUCUACAGAGCGCUCAACACCAGCUCCUUCGAGGGCGUGUCGGGUCAUGUUGUGUUCGACGCCCAGGGUUCUCGGAUGGCCUGGACUCUGAUCGAACAGCUUCAAGGGGGGAGCUAUAAGAAGAUCGGGUACUACGACAGCACCAAAGGAAACCUGUCCUGGUACGGAAACGACAAGUGGAUCGGCUCCGGCCCUCCUGCAGACCAGACGGUGGUGAUCGAGAAGUUUCGAUAUCUGUCUCAGAAAAUUUUUGUGACGAUGUCGGUGUUCGCUGGCUUUGGGAUCGUGUUAGGAAUCAUCUGCCUCACCUUCAACAUCUACAACAGCAACGUCAGGUACAUCCAGAACUCUCAGCCGUACCUGAACAACAUGACAGCGGUGGGCUGUAUGAUGGCGUUGGCUGCUGUGUUUCCUCUGGGCAUCGACGGCCUGCACGUCCACAGGACUCACUUCCCCGUCGUCUGCCAGUUCCGUCUCUGGCUGCUCGGUCUGGGCUUUAGUCUGGCGUACGGCAGCAUGUUCACAAAGAUCUGGUGGGUCCACACGGUCUUCACCAAGAAGGAGGACAAGAAGGACAAGAGGAAGCAGCACCUGGAGCCGUGGAAGCUUUACGCCACGGUGGGAGUCCUGCUGGGGAUCGACGUCCUGUCUCUGAUGAUCUGGCAGAUCGUGGAUCCUCUGCACAUCACCGUGGAGAAGUUCACCAGAGAGGCCCCUAAAGGAGACCUGGAUGUUCUGAUUCAGCCUCUGCUCGAGCACUGCAGCUCUCAGAAGAUGAACACCUGGCUGGGUGUGGUUUACGGUUAUAAAGGUUUGCUGCUGCUGCUCGGCAUCUUCCUCGCCUACGAGACCAAAUCCGUCUCCACCGAGAAGAUCAACGACCACCGAGCCGUGGGCAUGGCCAUCUACAACGUCGCUGUCCUGUGUAUGAUCACGGCUCCGGUCACCAUGAUCCUCUCCUCUCAGCAGGACGCCUCCUUCGCCUUCGCCUCCCUCGCCAUCGUCUUCUCCGUCUACAUCACGCUGGUGGUUCUGUUCGUCCCCAAGAUGAGGCGCCUGAUCACGCGGGGGGAGUGGCAGUCCGACGCUCAGGAGACGAUGAAGACCGGCUCGUCCACCAACAACAACGAUGAAGAAAAGUCGAGACAGCUGGAGCGAGAGAACAAGGAGCUGCAGAAGAUCAUCCAGGAGAAAGAGGAGCGAGUGUCAGAGCUGAGGAACCAGCUGUCGGAGCGUCAGGCCCUGAGGUCCAGGAGAAGAGCGUCCACCGUGUCCAAUCAGAACCACAGCUCUCCGCCCCUCACCGUCCCCUGCACUGACCCCCGCUCCCUGGCCCCGCCUCCAGGAUACCCCGUCCCCACCCUCGAACCCCACCCUGUCUCCGUGUCCUUCGCCAACUCGUCCAGCCUCUACCAGCCCGACAGCAAGAUCAGCCGGAACAACUGUCACACGAGCCGACUGCAGCUGCUCUACAAGUGAGGAGGGCGACGAGGAGGAGGAGGAGGAGGAGGAGGAAGGAGAAGGCGAGGAGGACACUGCAGACAUGGGCGCAGUAUUCAGGACUAGAUGCAGGUGGAGAGAGUGGAGAACAAACAUGGAGGAUAAAUCGUUCUCUGUCGUAGACUCGUGCACUCGCUCCCUGGAUCAGCAGAGAACAUGAAUCAGUCCAUGCUCUGAGACUAAAAAAACGUGUACGUAUAUCUCGUUAAAAAGACCGUGAUGUCAUUCAGAAACCUUUUAUACCAUCUGUGAUCAGCAGUGAGUUAACGUGUGCCAUGUAGAGUCUGAGCCCUGUUAGCUACGGAUGCUAACCUGUCCAGUUUUUUACUCUAACGCUGCUCUCGUCUACGUAGAUUUAACCUUGAAACUAGUUGUGUGAAACCCUUUCUUUCCCUUUGGUGAUAAAAUAAAUCAGAGCAGAUAUACUUUUGCUUGUGGGUUCCAUCACUGGCUGACUGUUUUCAAAAAGUGAAUCUUUAAGUGUCUGUGUCCACUGUGGGGGAAAUGUGUGCUGGCAGCCCUCAGUUUCAGAGCACGUAUUGUUGCUAGGUAACAAAAGUUAUCUUCCACCUCCCUGCGUACUGACCGUUAGGUUUGUUUCUAGAAAGCUCAGUGUGCUUGAUAUUUGAUUUUAUUCGAGGAAAUGUCACAAAGAAAACAUGGAAACAAAGUGAAGGAGUCAUGUCCUGACAUUGGCAGCAGCUCCACACCUGGAAAAUGUUCCCUCGAAAAGACGAGUCAGAUAAAUUUAUCCUCCGCCAUUUUUGUUGUUGUUGUCAAAGCUGAAGGAGAGAAGCACCGCCUCUUCUUGAUUUUGAUUGGGCGGUGAGGAAAGAGUGACAUUUACCAGAGAGGCGAUGCUCCAAAAGUAAAGCAACAAAAAACAGUUGGCGCUGAUGGCGGUAUUGCCCCAGGACGCUAAGCGCUGAAACACUGGCAAUGCAUGAAAAACCAGAUUAUCCGUCCUGUAAAUGCCCGGGAAUUUCCAUGACUGCUGGCAGUGAAUGACAGUUUCCACUGAUGUUUGCCUGUCCGAUUAUUGUCAAGAAAAAACUCGCAGUGUUAGGAUGGGGGGGUGGUGGUAGGAACGGGAGGGGUUAAAGCAUUUCUCCUUCUGUACCUGACGACCUCCUCGUGUUUUUGGUGUUAGAGUCUGUGCGUCUGUGCUGACAGGUGAACACACCUGAUCCUAAAUCAUUAAAGGUUUAUGAUUAGCUGAGUCAUGUUUGAGUUUUACAUUGUCUCUGUUCAAAGAGACUGCCGACUCGUUGUAUAUAAAGCGUGUGUGUGUGUGUGUGUGUGUGUGUGUGUGUGUGUGUGUGUGUGUUGUAUUUGUAGAGGACUCGUAGGAUCUCAACAGUUGUUUGCUUCAUGUCAGACUGUGGCCAUAGGCGGUAUAUGGUGGGGGGGGGGGGCCUGACUUCCCAGGGCCCCAACGAAGCCAGAGGCCUUUAUUGGGUCAGAAAUAAAUCUAUAGUUCCUGUUUGGAUUUGUUCACAUUAGGGACCAGCGUUUGUGUUCCGUUCACUUUGCUUGUUUACAUCCGGGUUGUAGAGCGGUGGGAGCAGGCCCAUUAACCGGAGCUACAGACACUUUAUGGUUACAGCCCCAUCUAGUGGCUGGUGGCUGCGUUGCAGUUUGAGCACAACAUUUGACCGGCAUCAAGGCCAACAUAAAAAAAUCUAAAUAAUUUGUUCAACUGGCAAUUAAUUCUGUUGCUGAUCUAGUGAGGGCUGUGACAUUUACAUCCCUAAUUUAGAAAUUUAAAGACUGAGGCCAUGUGUCCACAGAAAAGCGCUGGCUGUGCGCUCAGAAGCGCUUGCAUGAAGCGUUUGUGUGCUGAGAAGAAAAGCGCUGCACGUCUGUCCUGUCUCUGUGACAACCACCGUAUGUUGACAACGGCUCCGUUACUUUUUACUGCAUGUUUUAUAUUUGAGAUUGUUUUUACCCUAGCAGACACGGAGUGAGGAGGAUGUGGGUAAAAGACAUGAUUUGAGGCGGAUUUCAACCUAAACCAUAACACUUCCAACCAAACGCUAUGCAUUUUUUUCAGGUCAAUAAAGGUGGCUUCCUUCACUGGGGGCCUUGAGUAGUCAGUCCCACUUAUUUCUUCACUAAGACAUCCAUGAUGCCAGACUGGAGGUUUAAAAAUGGUACUGAUUCAAAACUCAGUUUUAAAACCAUCUGAAUCAUCAAAAUAUUUCUGACUUUUGUUUCAAGCACCAACACAGACGUGUUGUUUUUCUUUAUAUAUCAGGAGAUAUCUUUGUUAUAUCCAAUCAUUAUUCUGUUCAUUCCAUAGACAAAGACAUGUAGGUCUGAGUAUCGUCAGCGUAGAUCUGAUAAAUAGUGGUAUGAAUACAAUUUGCAUUUAAAGGGGCCGUGUAAUGAUCCCUGUGGUACUCCACAGGUCACACUAAACCGCUCCGGUGUGAGAUUCCCAUAUUAAGAGAGAAUUUAAAAAAGGGAACAGAAAAUCUAAAUAUGAAGACCACUAAAUUUUUGCUUUCGGCUUCUUUUUUUGGACUUUCUCUUUAAAAGUGUCAUCGAAUAACAGAGGGCGGCCUUUCAUCUGACUCGAUAAACAAACAAAGUUUCCGUUUUUUCUUUCCCUUCUGCAGAAUUGAACCACCAGUCGACUUCUGAUUUCCCUCCGGCGGGCCUCGUGUUCCCUCUUCUGCUUUUUGUUCUCACAAACACUUCCCCUUUCAGACACAGUGGAACUUUACCUUCCUGAAUAACAACACGUGUUUCACUCCUGUUUCUACCUAAAAAUAACCCAGUGAUAAGAGAGAAGGGUUUUCUGGUUUCCAAGUUUAUCCCUGAGUUUCACAUUUUAGGACUGAAUUCAGUAAGACAAGAUGUUGCCGUUCUUACAUCAUAAUAUUUAAAUUGUGAAGGAUCUUCUGUUUGUUUUUACUAAAUCACUGACUAACAUUUUAACUCAAGUUCAGCCCACAGAUUUUUUCCACAUCUUCAACUUUAGUGUGAUUGAAUUGAUUCUGUUCUGUUCUUUUUUUAAUUUGGCAUCGAAACAUUUGUGCCAAGCCUCUCUGAAUGGAGAAAUAGUACCAGAUACACAUGUAUAAACUGUGUAAAUAUCUCCUGUCUGUCUGUCUGUCUGUCUGUCUGUCUGUAAUGUGUUCUGUCAGGUGUGUUCAGAUAAAGUCCGCUGUGAGUAUGACUGUACAUAGCGAGGAUGAAAAAAAUAAACACAUCGGCCGUAUUUCAUGUGGUAAAGUAUUAAUCUAUAUUUCUAUAUGCUGUAAAAUCAGAGUGAAAAUAAAACUACAUGUUUUUCUCAAA
Molecule: messenger RNA, 6539 nt
Organism: Labrus bergylta (ballan wrasse)
Lineage: Eukaryota; Metazoa; Chordata; Actinopteri; Labriformes; Labridae
Gene: gabbr1b
Product: gamma-aminobutyric acid (GABA) B receptor, 1b
Biological process (GO): gamma-aminobutyric acid signaling pathway; G protein-coupled receptor signaling pathway
Cellular component (GO): membrane; G protein-coupled receptor heterodimeric complex
Molecular function (GO): G protein-coupled GABA receptor activity
Source: RefSeq, a predicted model, not a curated record